ACACCGAGCAUUAUGUCACACUGAGUGAUGAGAUAAUAGAACAUGGAGGACAAGGGAUUUCCGAGCACGAUAAUUUAGAAGGGAGUCGUAAAAGUUUGAGAAGUGGGUAUGCACAGAGUAAAUGGGUUUCGGAAAAAUUAGUGUUGGAGGCAAGAAGAAGAGGGUUGCCUGCUACAAUAGUGAGACCGGGUUAUAUAGUCGGUGAUUCACGCACUGGAGUUACAAACACGGAUGACUUUAUAUGGCGAUUAAUCAAAGGAUGCAUUCAACUUGGCCUCAUUCCAACCAUACACAAUACAAUAAACAUGUGCCCAGUCGACUACGUUGCCGACUGUGUCGCACAAAUAUCACUUUUACCAACCUCACCCCAAAAAGGUGUAUUCCACAUUACACAUCCAUCUAACCCUUCAUUCCGUUUCGACGACCUCUUCCAAUCCCUUACGAUCUAUGGCUACUCAGUCCAGAGAACCGAAUAUAUUGUUUGGCGAAAUAAACUAAUGGAAUUUAUACUCCAAGCACAAGAUAACGCUUUAUAUCCCCUCUUACAUUUCGUGUUGGACGAUCUGCCGACGAGUACAAAAUCUCCCGAGUUAGAUGACUCGAAUACGCGUGCGGCUGUGUCGCGCACGCCUAUUUGUAUUGAUGAGCAGUUGAUGGGUGUUUAUUUGGGCUAUUUGGUGGGUGUUGGAUUUUUGAGUCGGCCUGAGACUGGUGGAAGAGAGUUACCGGUUGUGGUGGUUGAUGCAGAGAUAUUGAAGCGAAGCGGGAGAAAUUAA
Ambispora leptoticha is the source of this 776-nucleotide messenger RNA. Lineage: Eukaryota; Fungi; Glomeromycota; Glomeromycetes; Archaeosporales; Ambisporaceae. The record is from the annotation of a GenBank genome assembly.